Messenger RNA from Westerdykella ornata, 528 nucleotides. RefSeq lists its product as uncharacterized. NCBI's taxonomy places the organism in Eukaryota, Fungi, Ascomycota, Dothideomycetes, Pleosporales, Sporormiaceae. The transcript has a single exon. Bases 1 to 528 code for a protein of 175 amino acids. The record is from RefSeq and is a predicted model, not a curated record.
AUGCGCCUCUCCAUCAUCGCCCUAGCAGCAACCUGCCUCUCCCCCGCCUCCGCCGCCCUAAACUGGACUUUGCAAAAAGCCUCCAAUCCCACCGCCGACCAAAAAGACGCCUACGCCCGCAUCGAAAACGCCAUGCGCGCCGCCGUCGCCCGCUACCACCGCUACUCGGACGCCCAAAAAACCAUCCGCGUCUACUACUCCCCCGGCGUCCCGACCGCAGAGGCAAACUACAACGGCGACCUGCGCUUCGGCAGCGACCGCGCGUACAUGACUGAGCGGACCGCGAUGCACGAGAUCAGCCACACGUUGGGGGUGGGGCAGACGGCUGCGUUUGAUCGGAAGUGUAAGGCUGGGGAUUGGAAGACGGCGCUGCCGCUGUUGAGGAGUUGGGAUGGGCCGAGUGCGAAGAUUAAUUGUGGAGGCGGGCAUUUCUGGCCGUAUGGACUGAAUUAUGAGAAUGAGUGGAGCGAGACGAAUGCGAAUAGGCAUGUACAGCUUGUGCAGGCUAUGUUGAAGGAUGGGAUGUAA